CAGCAUCGUGCCAAACAUUAGCAUUGUGUAGACCAGUACGUACGCGCCAUGCCGCGUGGCCGCGCCGCCUUUCGGCAUUGUGUAUCUUUCUGGACCGAUGUCCUGUUAUUGCUGCUUUUAGUGUGCCCGAUCCUGGUUCUGGUCACUGCCAUGGUCCUGGGAGGGACCUUGGCAGGAGUGGAAGGAUGGCCCUUCGCAGAUGGUUUCUUUUAUGUGCUGAGCGGCAUGACUGGUCAGCCCAACCCCUUUGUCCCCAACACGCCAACGUCAAGCUGGGGCAUGUUUGUUGACGGUCUCAACUCCAUCUAUGGCUUCGUCUUCUCAUCUGUGAUUGUCGGACUGGUUUCCAUGUUGACCAACGUGGCCACACUGAAUGAGAUGUCCAUCCUCAGAAACGACCGCUGGGGAGUCGCAUUGAUCUUGGUGAUCUUUCCUUUGUCAGUCCUGGCACUUUGUGCUUUGCUCGGUGGGAUUUUAGCCCUCUUGGAGUCCUGGACCUUUGAACAGGGCUUCUACUACGUGAUUUCCUGUGUCUGUGGCAUCCAGCUGGUGAACAUCGUCCCGUUGCGAUGGCACGGCCGGCUCAGUGCGACUCUCAUCGGUGUGCUGGACAUGGGCCUUACAGGGGUCAUCAUCGGUAUGACCGGCGGCAUCGGCUUUCUCAUCCAGUUUGUGGAGUGGUACGAGAAGAGGAUCCAUCAAAUGCAGGCGAAGUGCUGCAUGGGCCACGAAGCGGAAGUUGAUCAGGUGACGCCUGUUGAAGACCAACAGGGGUCUCGAGCUGAAGGGACCAGCGAAGCUGACGACCAAAAGGAAGUCAUGCCUCGAACCGCUGAGGCGAGUUUCACUCCCAUACGCGAGGUAGAUCACGCACCAUGAGGUUUGAUCGGUGCUCAUCGGGACGAAA
This is a messenger RNA of Durusdinium trenchii, 907 nucleotides long. The record is from the annotation of a GenBank genome assembly. Lineage: Eukaryota; Dinophyceae; Suessiales; Symbiodiniaceae.